UCUGAGAAGACACAGCAAAUUAAGAUCCAUCAUCCAUCUCACCAACAACAUAUAUAUAGUAUACACAUAGUGAUAACAAAAAAAAAACAUGGGAGAUCAUCAUGAUUUCAUCAACUCAGGAAGCUGGUGGAAAGUAUCUUCUUCUUCCUCGAUAUCUUCUUCCUCUUCCAUGAGAGCAAACUCAAUUGAAUCUGGUGGUUCUGCUGCUUUCCAUGAUAAGCUUCAUCAUUCAUUAGCUACUGAUCACCAUCUGCAGAUGAUUGGUUUAGGGCUUUCUUCACAAUCACAUGUUGAUCAAUGGAACCAAUCUCUCUUAAGAGGAGAUAGUAAAGCGGAGACAAGCUUUGGAGUGAUGCUUCAAGAGAAUAUCAAUUUAGAUGCGACCUCAAACGCAAACGCUAACACAACGUCAUACCAGUUGCAAGAAUCUGAUCCCUCUCACCACCAAGCUUUGUGGCGAGACCCACGCAUCAAUAACAGCGAUUUCAAACCGCAGCUAAACAUGACGAGUAGCAACAACCGCGGGUUCUUCUUGGAUCAUCAGUUCAGCCCUCACGGGAGCUCAAGCACCGACAGUAGCACAGUGACAUGUCAAGGUUUCUCUUCUGACAAUCCGUCAAACACUUUGUACGGACCAACGGCAACAACUCCUAACUCCUCUUCAGCUAUGUUUCAUCAUCAUCAUCAUCAUCAAGCAGCUGGCUUCAACAUGCCUGGCUCAUCCGAUCAGCAGCCGUCUAGGACUCAUCAGGCAUCAAAUCUUGGUUACUCUCAGUUCGGUUCAUCCACCGGAAACUACGACCAGACGGCGUUGAGAUUCUCUAACAACGCAACGUUUUGGAACCCUACUGCGGCGGGAAACGUGGGUCCUACUCAUCAUGACGCGUCGUCGAACUAUUUUCCGGCGUUACAGCCGCCGCAAAUUCACGCGCCGAGUUUUGACGAACAACCUAAUGGUAUGUCGGAGAUUAAAGAUUCGAGUAGCAGUGAAGUAAAAAGAGUCGGAGGAGAUCAGCCGGCGGCGAAAAGGGCUAAGAGCGAAGCAACCUCUCCGUCACCACCUUUGAAGGUGAAGAAGGAGAAAAUGAGUGACAGAAUCGCUGCACUCCAACAAUUGGUUUCACCUUUCGGAAAGACUGAUCAAGCCUCAGUGCUCUCUGAAGCCAUUGAAUACAUUAAGUUCUUACACCAACAAGUUUCAGCUCUGAGUAACCCAUACAUGAAUAGUGGAGCUUCUUUACAGCAUCAACAGAGUGAUCAUCCGAAAGAGCUAGAAGUAUCAAAAGAACCAGAUCUUAGAAGUCAAGGUUUAUGUUUAGUACCAGUUUCGAGCACAUUUCCAGUGACACACGAUACUACAGUAGAUUUCUGGACUACUACCUUUGGUGGGACUUUUAGAUAGAUCGAUAUAUAGAUGAAAAGGUUGCAUUAGAUCUUGGUCGACAUAUAUUUUAACCUAUAUACACGAAAAUUUGUUGAUAAGAAAAUCACCGCAUUUUAAACGAAGAAGCAAAAUAAGUCAAUGGACAAGUGAAACGUGUUUGUCCAGUUAUUUAUAUUUUGAUUUAUAACUAAUCUACAAAGUAAUGUGUAACUGAAGAACUAUAUAGAGGAUAUAUAUAUAAGAUUUACUGAAAUUUGAGAGGUA
Messenger RNA from Brassica oleracea var. oleracea, 1648 nucleotides. Its product is annotated as transcription factor bHLH123-like. Gene Ontology annotation, biological process: regulation of transcription by RNA polymerase II. Gene Ontology annotation, cellular component: nucleus. NCBI's taxonomy places the organism in Eukaryota, Viridiplantae, Streptophyta, Magnoliopsida, Brassicales, Brassicaceae. The record is from RefSeq and is a predicted model, not a curated record. The coding region runs from base 89 to 1402 and encodes 437 amino acids. The transcript is spliced from 7 exons. Gene Ontology annotation, molecular function: RNA polymerase II cis-regulatory region sequence-specific DNA binding; DNA-binding transcription factor activity, RNA polymerase II-specific; protein dimerization activity.